CCCAAGCCAUGGCGGCGGUAGCCGCGGUGGGGAUCCCGGGGGCCGCGGAGGAGCUGGGUCGGGGCCGGAGCGGGCCCGGGGAGGUCAUCCACCUGAACGUGGGGGGCAAGAGGUUCAGCACCUCCCGCCAGACGCUCACCUGGAUCCCCGACUCCUUCUUCUCCAGUCUCCUGAGCGGGAGGAUUUCCACCCUGAAGGAUGAGACUGGAGCAAUCUUUAUCGACAGGGACCCCACGGUCUUUGCCCCCAUCCUCAACUUCCUGCGCACCAAGGAGCUGGACCCCAGGGGUGUCAACGGCUCCCUUCUCCUGCAUGAAGCCCAGUUCUACGGGAUCACCCCUCUGGUCCGGCGUUUGCAGCUCCGGGAGGAACUGGACCGGUCAUCGUGCGGGAAUGUCCUUUUCAACGGAUACUUGCCUCCACCAGUGUUUCCGGCCAAGCGGCGAAACCGGCACAGCCUCGCAGGUCCCCAGCUGUCAGGUGGCCGGCCAGCCCCUGUGCGCCGCAGCCACACCAUGCCUCCCAACUUGGGUAACGCAGGCCUGCUGGGAAGGUUGCUGGAAGAUAAGGCACCCACCCCCACCUCAGGGACUCCGGACGAGCCAGGCAUGGUGCGGCUGGUCUGCGGUCACCACAACUGGAUUGCCGUGGCCUAUACACAGUUUCUGGUGUGCUACAGGCUGAAGGAGACAUCAGGCUGGCAGCUGGUGUUCUCAAGCCCGAGGCUGGACUGGCCCAUUGAGCGUCUGGCACUGACUGCCCGUGUCCCCGGUGGUGCCCUGGGCGAGCAUGACAAGAUGGUGGCUGCCGCUGCUGGCAGUGAGAUCCUGCUCUGGGCCCUGCAGGCUGAUGGCAACGGCAGUGAGAUCGGCGUGUUCCAACUGGGCGUUCCGGUUGAGUCUCUGUUCUUCGUGGGAAACCAACUCAUUGCUACCAGCUCCACAGGCCGCAUCGGGGUCUGGAAUGCCGUCACCAAGCAUUGGCAGGUCCAGGAGGUCCAGCCCAUCACCAGCUACGAUGCCGCCGGCUCCUUCCUGCUGCUCGGCUGUAAUAAUGGAGCCAUCUACUACUUAGACGUGCAGAAAUUCCCACUCAGGAUGAAGGACAAUGACCUGCUAGUAAGUGAACUGUACCGGGAUCCGGCCCAGGAUGGAGUCACUGCCCUCAGUGUCUAUCUCACACCUAAGACCAGUGAUAGCGGUAACUGGCUGGAGAUAGCCUAUGGCACCAGCUCUGGUGGGGUCCGCGUCAUUGUGCAGCACCCAGAGACCGUGGGCUCAGGGCCCCAGCUUUUCCAGACUUUCACUGUGCACCGCAGUCCUGUUAUCAAGAUUAUGUUGUCUGAGAAGCACCUCAUCUCUGUCUGUGCUGAUAACAAUCACGUGCGGACGUGGUCAGUGACCCGUUUUCGGGGCAUGAUCUCCACCCAGCCAGGCUCUACCCCUCUGGCCUCCUUCAAAAUCCUGGCACUGGAGGCGGCCGACAGCCACGGGGGCUGCAGUGCUGGCAACGACAUUGGCCCAUACGGGGAGCGGGAUGACCAGCAGGUUUUCAUCCAGAAGGUGGUGCCUAACUCCAGCCAGCUCUUUGUACGACUAUCAUCUACUGGCCAGCGGGUGUGCUCGGUGCGUUCUGUGGACGGCUCUCCCACAACGGCCUUCACAGUCCACGAGUGUGAGGGUUCCCGGAGGCUGGGCUCACGGCCCCGACGCUACCUCCUCACUGGCCAAGCCAACGGCAGCCUUGCCAUGUGGGACCUUACCACAGCCAUGGAUCGGCUGGGCCAGGCUCCAGCAGGAGGUCUGACCGAGGAGGAGCUGUUGGAGCAGCUGGAACAAUGUGAGCUGGCUCCUCCUGGGCCGACAGUGCGGAGCCUGGCCCCUAGCCCCUCAUCCCGGGCUUCCAUCUGCAGUCUUCCCCUGCUCAUUCCAAGUGCCAGUUUUAUGGAAGACAUCAGGGGGGCAUGCCGGCCUGAAAGGAAGCCCUAUUCCAGUCCUCCUCAUUCUUUUGUUCUUCCUGGAGCUCGGAUGGAAUGGACUGCUUCAGGAUGUAGUGAAUUCCCUAGUACUAAAGGUGUUCAAGAAGAGAAUGCUAGUCAAGGAUGUUAUGGAGAUUUCUACAGGUAUGACAUGGACUAGCUGCCCUCUGAAGAUCCUUCCCCUUCUGAGAUUCUGCAAUUCUAGGAAGCCUGUUCUCUUCCACUAUGGGGGAAGGGAUGAAGACCAGCUUAGAACACAGAGUGCCUAGAACAUAGGCACAGCUAACAUUUGAACAGAGGGGAUGUCCUAGUCAGAGCUGGAGUCCUUUAUUUAUUUGCAGGAGUCACAUUUUAGGCAAAAGAAUGACAAACUGGAGCAGGUCUGCAGGAAGGUGACAAGGAUCAUGAGACUAGAGGGCACCUUUUGUUGGAGAAUUGAUUCAGUACUUUGUACAUUGUUACUGAGCCAAGGCAAUUUGUCUUAUGCCCACAAGGGAAGAGCUCUAACAUAGAUGUGUGAAGAGGUGUUAUAGCCAGGUCCUUUUCUAAAAUGGGACAAAUCUGAACAUUUCUCACCGAAUCAAGAAAACAAAAAGAUAAGUGAGGGCACUGUGGAGUUGGGAGCAACUGGAACAUUCCAGGAACAAGUAAGACAAGAAGAGUAUAAGGUUCCAACAGGUUGAGCAGGUGUUUUGUAUUGUUACGGAGAGAGAGAGAGACAGAAAGAAACAGAGAGAGAGAGAAAGAGAGAGAGAGAGGUGCAAGUUUCCCUUGGGAAAGACAAUUUCCCAUAAUUCUUCAGAGUAGCAAUGUCUAGUCUGACCCUAUAUAGCCCUUUUUAGAAUGCCAGUUUCUAAAACCUAGAAAGACUUGUAGAAACUGAUGCAAAGUGAAAUAAGCAGAACCAAGAAAACAUUGUACACAGCAGCAACGUUGUAUAAUGAUCAAGUACGAAUGACUUAGCUCUUCUCAGCAAUAUAAUGAUCCAAGACAAAUACAAAGGA
Trichosurus vulpecula (common brushtail) is the source of this 2982-nucleotide messenger RNA. RefSeq names its product SH3KBP1 binding protein 1 (gene SHKBP1). The record is from RefSeq and is a predicted model, not a curated record. Gene Ontology annotation, molecular function: protein binding. Lineage: Eukaryota; Metazoa; Chordata; Mammalia; Diprotodontia; Phalangeridae. The coding region runs from base 9 to 2138 and encodes 709 amino acids. Gene Ontology annotation, biological process: protein homooligomerization. The transcript has 19 exons.